AUGAAGGCAAGGGCUAUGAUUUUCAUCAGAAAACAUAUGGAGGAAGCACUCAAGGUGAAAUAUUUAGCUGAAGAGGACCCACGAUCUCUUUGGGUCGCUCUAGAAGAGCGAUUCAACCAUCAAAGGGCCAUCUACUUGCCGGAAGCAAGGCACGAUUGGCAGAACAUACGUUUCCAGGAUUUCAAGAUUGUCAAUGAGUAUAACUCUAAAAUCUGCCGGAUUCGGUCACUCCUAAAAUUUUGUGGAGAAGAGCUCACAGAAGCUGACCUACUGGAGAAAACUUUCUCCACCUUCCCUCCUUCCUGUAUGGUCCUGCAGCAACAAUACAGGGAGAAAAACUUUGCUAGAUUCUCAGAAUUAGUCACCAUCAUGUUGCUCGCUGAAAAGAACAACAACCUACUUCUAAGGAAUGAUCAAGCAAGGCCCACUGGUACUAGAGCAGUUCCUUUGCUUGAAGCAAAUACUAUUGCCCAUCAUGAAAAUAACCAUGGACGGAGGAACCGGGGCCGUGGAAGGGGAAGAAGGUCUGAACGUCUGAGGCAUGGAAGGAGAAAUGGGCCCAGAAAUGGCCUAUAUGACUGUGACCACCUAUGCAAUGGCCCAAGGGGUCGAGGAGGACGUGGACAAGGUCCACGUGGUGGAAACCGAAAUGCCCAAGUCCGACAAGCUCAAAUUAGAGAGAACGCUGGCCCGGCCUGUCGCCCUCAAAAUCAGCAUAAUCUAUGUUAUAGAUGUGGAGGCACUGACCAUUGGUCCCCACCUGUCGUGCAACAGAUGAACAGAUAG
This is a messenger RNA of Rosa rugosa (rugosa rose), 786 nucleotides long. RefSeq lists its product as uncharacterized. Bases 1 to 786 code for a protein of 261 amino acids. The transcript has a single exon. The record is from RefSeq and is a predicted model, not a curated record. Lineage: Eukaryota; Viridiplantae; Streptophyta; Magnoliopsida; Rosales; Rosaceae.